CCAUUAAUAAGUACGAUAAAAGAUGGAUUCAAGAUUCAACGAUACCGUUCAUUCCUUGAGGCCAGUUGCAUCUAAAGCUCCUCAUGUUGAUCCAUCGUCGGAUGCCGUUUCUGGUGAAAUUGUGGCAACUGAUCCGAUUUCUAAAGCUGCUCAGACGGUUGCAGGUUCAUCACUUACGAAAGCUAUUCAAGUUGAUGAAAUUGGUCAAAUUACAGGAACGGGUAAUAUUGUAGAAGCUAGCCAGGCUGCUAUUACUGCUUCUCUCACAGGUUUCAAAAGCCCACCAACAAAUCAGUCUCGGCAAGACCAUGUUUAUACGGUCGACAUUGGUAAUGAUAUUCACCUUAACUACUGGAGCAUCGAUGUGAAAUCCGCAGGCUCUUGGACAUGGCGACAACUGCUCAAGCUUCGCGGUCUUGCGGCAAGGUUUUUAAGAGCUAGAGUGGGAAAUGGAACAAGAAUAAAUUUUUGGUUUGAUCAUUGGACAGUGCUUGGUCCUUUGAUUAAUGCUUUCGGUCCCACAGGUCCAUCUGAGCUUGCACUCCUAUUGGUUGGAAUUUCAGAGGUGCUCGUUCUCAGGCAGCAGAAGAACUACAGAUUGCUCUAACUACUUUUCAUCUCCCUGCAACCUCGCAUGUGAAAGACAAGUAUGUUUGGGUCGUUAAUGACCAUGAGAGUACUUCCUUCUCUAUUGCCAGGACAUGGGAUGAAAUCAGAAAUAGAGCAAGAAAACAGGAGUGGACGUCUAACAUUUGGUUUAAAGGGUCUGUCCCGAGACACUCUUUUAACUUUUGGAUUGCUCACCUUGAUAGACUACCAACAAGGCAAAGGCUUGCUAGCUGGGGUAUCUUGAUCUAUGAUUCUUGCUGCCUAUGCGACAUGGUCCAGGAGUCUAGAGAUCACUUGCUUCUUCGCUGUGAGAUCAGUGAAAGCAUCUGGAAAAUGGCCCUUCAAAGGCUAGGUUACAGGUCCUUUCUUUUCCAUACUUGGACUUCUUUUAUGCAUUGGCUUUCCCACAGAGAUUCAUCUUGCCCACUCCUGCUUAAAAGGUUUGUGGGACAAGCUGUUGUGUAUGCGUUGUGGACAGAACGCAACCGAAGACUCCAUGACGGUAUUACUACCACUUCAGCGGUAUACUGAUGAAAAGAGUGACGAUGAGUAUGCAUUUGUGAAAGCUUUACGUAUGAGUGGUGGAGUUGGAGCCAACAGUUACUCCGCCAAUUCUCUACUUCAGAGAAGAGUUUUAUCAAUGGCCAAACCAGUCUUGGUAACAAACACAGAAGAAAUGAUGAUGAAUUUAAACUUCCCUAACUAUAUCAAAGUUGCUGAAUUGGGUUGUUCCUCGGGGCAAAACACGUUUUUGGCUAUCUCUGAGAUCAUCAACACCAUCAAUGUGUUGUGCCAAAACUCGAAUCAAAACCCUCCAGAAAUCGACUGUUGUCUCAAUGAUCUUCCAGAAAACGAUUUCAACACAACGUUCAAGUUCGUGCCCUUCUUCAACAAGGAGAUCAUGAUGACAAACCAAGCAUCGUGUUUCGUCUAUGGAGCACCAGGUUCCUUUUACUCUAGGCUCUUCUCUCGCAAUAGCCUCCAUUUUAUACACUCCUCAGACGCUCUCCAUUGGCUCUCUAAGGUUCCAGAAAAUCUCGAAAAUAAUAAGGAAAAUGUGUACAUAUCAAACUCAAGUCCUCAAAGUGCAUACAAAGCUUACUUGAAUCAGUUUCAACGAGAUUUCUCAAUGUUUCUAACGUUACGUUCUGAAGAAAUUGUCUCUAAUGGACGGAUGGUUCUUACCUUCAUCGGUAGAAACACUCUUAACAGUGAUCAAUUUUAUAGAGAUUGUUGUCACGUUUGGACACUGCUAUCAAAAUCUCUCGGUGACCUAGUCUUCGAGGGCCUAGUGAGUAAACCAAAACUGGAUGCAUUCAACAUGCCAUUUUAUGAUCCGAACGAGCAAGAACUCAAAGAAGUGAUACAAAACGAAGGUUCUUUUGAAAUCAAUGACUUAGAAACACAUGGAUUUGAUCUUGGCCAUAGUAACUGCGACAACAACGAAGAAUAUAACUAUGAAGCGGGAUACAAUGAAGCCAAAUCUAUAAGAGCCGUUACUGAACCAAUGCUUAUUGCUCAUUUUGGAGAAGAUGUUAUCGAUAUCUUGUUUGAUAAGUAUGCUCGCCAUGUGACACAACACGCGAGCUGCAGAAACAAAACGAGUGUCACUCUUGUCGUUGCGUUGACUAAGAAAUAAUCAGCUUCUGCUUUAAUAUAGUUGCUUGUUUAUUUACUUAAGAUUUACUGUCGUUUCUCUUCCAGCUAAUAAAUUCUAAGACUUGCCCCUCAUGUGAUGAUAUGAUGCUUGUCCUGGAAAAUGGAUUGUUAUUGUAAUUGUAAUAUGUGAUAUAUGUUCUAUGUGUAAUAAUCAUCAAUGAUAAAAUGCAUGGUCAAUUUGGUAAAACAAUAAUACUUAUGUUUCCACAUUAAAAAUAGUUUUAGGAGUUUUUCCAUAAGAGAAUAUUAUUUAUUAGGUUUUAAAAUUUUGAAGUCUUAUAAACACAAAAAAAGAACU
Brassica napus (rape) is the source of this 2566-nucleotide messenger RNA. Its product is annotated as salicylate/benzoate carboxyl methyltransferase-like. Gene Ontology annotation, molecular function: S-adenosylmethionine-dependent methyltransferase activity. The coding region runs from base 1073 to 2248 and encodes 391 amino acids. NCBI's taxonomy places the organism in Eukaryota, Viridiplantae, Streptophyta, Magnoliopsida, Brassicales, Brassicaceae. Gene Ontology annotation, biological process: methylation. The transcript is spliced from 7 exons. The record is from RefSeq and is a predicted model, not a curated record.